Siniperca chuatsi (mandarin fish) is the source of this 1418-nucleotide messenger RNA. RefSeq names its product hematopoietic cell signal transducer (gene hcst). The transcript is spliced from 6 exons. The coding region runs from base 153 to 398 and encodes 81 amino acids. Lineage: Eukaryota; Metazoa; Chordata; Actinopteri; Centrarchiformes; Sinipercidae. Gene Ontology annotation, molecular function: phosphatidylinositol 3-kinase binding; signaling receptor binding. Gene Ontology annotation, biological process: regulation of immune response; positive regulation of phosphatidylinositol 3-kinase/protein kinase B signal transduction. Gene Ontology annotation, cellular component: membrane. The record is from RefSeq and is a predicted model, not a curated record.
CAAGCAGGCAGUGUUUCCGCCCAUCAGAGGAAGGAAGAAAAUUUGACGUCAGCCCUCAAAAGCAAAAACUAAAGGGAAACUAGAGUCACAUCAUCUUUUGGAUUCCGGACGGCAUAACAGAAAGCACAUACCUGAGUAGACAAACUUUGGCAAUGGCAUACAACAAAUUCUUUAUCGUUACCCUACUUUUUCUUUGUGACCUGGUUGCGGCGCUCACAGACAGCACUGUGUCUUGCUACAGAAUUGAGCCGGGGACCAUAGCAGGCAUCAUCUGUGCAGAUGUGUUGCUGACUCUCAUCAUUGUCAUUGUCACCUACCGAUGUGCCAGCUUUCGGCGUCAGAAGAUAGAAAAUGCUGACAAAGUGUAUAUGAAUGUCCGGGCCAACUGCAAGAGCUAAUCUAAAGAUGGCACACUGUGCUGUUUCAUCACUAACCGGGGGUAGUCUGUCUAUGCAGUGGAAACACCCUUGAAUAGAUGACCCUGAGUGAUUCUCCAAGAGGUCAGCGAUGGGGUUGGAUUGGAAGGUUUAUGGCUAAACUGUCUCUUUCAACUGUCACAGAAUUUGAGAAGUUGUUGCAGUAAUAAUAAUAAUAAUAAUUUUAUUUAUAUAGCACCUUUCAAAACAAAGUUGCAAAGUGCUUUAUAGUAAAGACAAAUAAAAGUAUAAAAAACAAGAUUAAAUCAUUUAAAUAAUUACAACAAAUACCAUCAGUUAAGAAAAAUCCAUAAGAUGAAAGUGAGUUUUAAGAAGAGAUUUAAAAGAGGAUCCUGAGAUCUCCAGAUCUCCAGGCUUUCAUUGUUUUAUCCCUUUUUCUUUGACUGUUUUGUGGAUGACACCGACACCUACUGUUUAUCUCCCUGAAAUCCAGCAACUCCAUCCAGCAUCCAUUGCAACUCACAUGUUUGGUUUUCUAACUGAUACCAAACAAAUUUUCUUCAAAUCUCACCUGGGGGGCAUCCUGGUGGCCUAUGGGUUUAAGACUUUGUCCGUAUAAUUGUAAGGUCCCUGAUUCAAGUCCAGCUAAUUCUUUUUAAUUCUAAUUCAGUGGAUCAAUAAUAGAUAUUAUUAAGAAUGACUUUUGGGUUGCCAGGUUAUGAAAAAUCUGGCUGGUGUGUCAUUAAUAAAAGGUCUGGAGUUUCUCACCUAGUAAUUAAGUCAUUAACAAAGGUUUUUACGACAACCCAUCAUGUUUUUAACUAUAUCAAUGUUAAUAAGUAGAUUUUUGUCCAGCUGUUCUACAGCUCUUUCCAGAAGGACAGAAGUCAAACGACCCAAAAGUUGUUCUUAUUCAUGGUUUAUAACUGAUCUAUUAAGUAUUUGUAAAUUAUGAAUUAACCAUUUUCCAAAUGUUUUUAAUUAGUUUUAUACUUAGAUAUGCUGCACUUUGAUAUAUUAAUAAACAUUUUUAUCAUUGUU